AUGCUGGGUGAAGAUGUUGGCCGUACGGUCACUCGCCUUACACAUCGGAAGCAGAACUCGAAACCCGUUGCGACGUAUAAUGGUGAGUCUAUUGAGGAUGAGGUGACGUGCUCGACUGGGCUCAGGAGCUGAGAGGACGAGCAGACGGUCGAGCUGACGCCUUUGUCUUGUUGUUUCUCGAACCUCGGCAUUGAUCUCCGAACAUAAGGUCACCGAAGAAACAGUUUCAUCACCCCCGACAUCGACGAACUGACCGAGCUAAGAGCCCGACAAAGGACCUUUGACGGUACGUACGCCCUCGUGCCGUAGGCUUGACGAGGAAGCUGAGGCUUGCGGAGAGGUUUGGGUGGUCGUACAGGUGCUUAUACCCGGACGGCGUUGGGGUUGUUCGAUUACGCGCUCCUCAUUUUGAAGAUCUUUUCAGCCGAGUUCGCGAAGAGUGAGUAGCUUCUCCCUUUCAUCAGAAACUCACACUCGAGAAGGCGGGGAAGUAUUGUUGACUGAUUGGCAUGUGACUUCUUCUUUCAGUCGGUCUUCUCUAUGUCAUUCUGGGGACGCUCAUCUUGUUGAUCGGGUACCAUCGCGCCAGAAGAGGCGAUGUCGAUUUUGCCGGUGCGUCUCUAAUGUCGGCCGGCAUCCGGCUUGGCUACAUGUGCAAAUGAUGAGUAGCUGAACUAAUGCUUCAAUUUUCGUACAGACGAAUAUCGAACAUCACCCACAACGACCAUCUCUCCGCCCUCCACUUCAGCCGAGACAUCCAAAACCCCUGAACCCCGCACCGCUCCCUCCGAACCGCACCCCGAUGCCAAUCCCGAACCACUGAACACCACCCAAGCAGCCAUAGUUGCCUCCGCACCUCCCCACGUCGCUCAUGCUGUCGGUCCUAAACUCUGGGGUCGCCCUUUUCGAACAAGCGGGGACGUCGUCGUUGUGCUUUGCUUGGUCUGUGUGGUGUUGUAUGCGGCGAUCUUUGCGCUCGUGAUGGAGCUGUAG
This is a messenger RNA of Microbotryum saponariae, 993 nucleotides long. The record is from the annotation of a GenBank genome assembly. NCBI's taxonomy places the organism in Eukaryota, Fungi, Basidiomycota, Microbotryomycetes, Microbotryales, Microbotryaceae.